Acanthosepion pharaonis is the source of this 711-nucleotide messenger RNA. The record is from the annotation of a GenBank genome assembly. Lineage: Eukaryota; Metazoa; Mollusca; Cephalopoda; Sepiida; Sepiidae.
AUGUCUGAUCAUUAUCUAUCUAUCUAUCUAUCUAUCUAUCUAUCUAUCUAUCUAUCUGAAUCUAUUCAUAUCUAUUCUGUUGAUUAUCUUUCUAUCUCAAUCUGUCCGUAUAUAUCCGUCUGUUCAUAUCUAUCUAUCUAUCUAUCUAUCUAUCUAUCUAUCUAUCUGAAUCUGUUCAUAUCUAUCUAUCUAUCUAUCUAUGUACAUCUUGCAAGUUCAAUAAACUUAAAGAAAACGAUUCGUUUAUUUAUUUUUCUCUCUCUCUCGCCUUUCUCCCUCACCCUCACUUUUCUUUCUCUCUCUCUCUCUCACUCGCAGAUUUCUCUCUCUCUCUUUCUCUUGUUUUUCUUUCUCUCACUCGCUUUUUUCCUGUCUCCUUUCUUUCUUUCUUUCUUUCUUUCUUUAUUUAUUUCUUUCUUUCUUUCUCAAUUGCUUUUUCUCUCUCUCUCUUUCUCUCGCCUCCCUCUCUCUUUAUUUCCCAUACUCUCUUUUUUCCCUAUCCCUGUCUUUCUCUCACUCGCUUCUCUCUCUCUCUCUCUCUUUCUUGUUUUGUUUUUCUUUCUCUCACUCGCUUUUUUCUCUGUCUCCUUUUUCUUUCUUUCUUUCUUUCUUUCUUUCUUUCUUUCUUUCUUUCUUUCUUUCUUUCUUUCUUUCACUCCCUUUUUUCUCUCUUUUUCUCUUUCUCUCUCACGCCUUUCUCUCCUUCUCUAA